UGAAAUUGUUGCUCUCUUUACCGUCUCCUCUUCUCGGUUUGAAUAUGGGUUCUUGCCAAAGCUGCCACAAACAGAAGUGAGAUCCACAAUAGAACGGACAUAGGGCCUGUAAGGUCUCACAAAGCUUUCCUGGGCCUCAGCUUCCUUUAUGAGCAUUUUCUCUUUCUUAGAAGCACUCACCCAGCUUACCAAGGCUGAUGCUGUCCUCUCUCUUAGCAUCUUUGGUAGAUACUCUGAGUGUUUCAGGGCUGCUAGGACUCCCAGAGGAAUGAAGAGUUCAGUGCAUCAGUGAACUCCAGCCUUUUGUAUUAGAGAAGCUGUAAUUUAGAGCUGCCUUUUAGCUUAGAAAAGGUCAAAUCCACCUUUCCACCCUUUUUAUUUGCUAACUCAAGACCUAGGUAUGUGUCACUCAUGGUUUCCAUUUGGCUUCAGAGGACUUGACUUGGAGAACAGUGCACAUAAACUCUAUGCUAAAACUUCAGAAGGAAGUUUAAAUCCUUUUUAAAUUUUCUUUAAAAAUUUUUUUAUUUAUUCUUGGAGAGAGAAAGUGAGGGAGAGAAACAUUGAUAUGCAGGAGAUACAUUGGUUGUCUCUUGUCUGCCCCCAACUGGGGACCUGGCCCGCAACCCAGGCAUGUGCCCUGACUAGGAAUUGAACCAGUGACCUUGUCGUUAGCAGGCUGGCACUCAGUCCACUGAGCCACACCAGGCAGUGCUAAAUCAACACUUUGAACCAAAGAGCAGAGCAUUUCUUACUAGAAAUGUGCUUUGGCUCUGAGAGCCAUGGAUCUGUCGCAUUCACCUUGUGUGGGGACCUUGUAGGAAUAGCUUAGGAGUGAAUUGGCUCUUGGUGCCUUCUAAAUUUUCUUUGGUCUGUAAUUUGCCAGAUUCAACUUGACAGUGAAGUAUUUUGUGUAGAAAUUUGUAUGUCUUAAAAGUUAGUUUUCACUUUGUAUUUAUCUAGAACCUGGCGACAAAAAUGAACUUCCAAGUGACUUGGUUAGAAACUUCAUCUUCUGCGUGCUUUGACUGCAUGCCACCAGACUGCCAGGCCCAGCUGUAGGGUGGCGAUCUGAAAGCAGGUGUCUCUGGCCUUUCUUAGGUAGUAUCACCUAAUGGUGUGAAUAAAACCAGCCAGGAGGACUUUACUUACCAGUUCCUUCUCAUUUCCAUCAUUUAAAUGGUUCCCCCAAAGCAUGGUCUUCUCUGUUUGUCAGCAUCGAUUUAAUAUCAUUUUGUUCUCUUUAGAGUUGAGAUUUCUUGAUUAUUUUUCCCUUGGGUUGUUUUAUUUCUCUGCUUUCAUUUCUGUUACUUCCUCUCUUUACCCCUGGGAUCAGGUAGGAAGCAGGGAGAACGACAGGCCUUUUCCUUUUCACCUCAGUAUUUGCACUUAAGAAAGCAUUUUCUUUAAAUGUAUGCAGUGUGAAUACAACAGUUUCUAGUGAUGGGAGAUAGUGUUUUAAGACUAUAUUCAGGUUCAUUGUUUCUUUUAAAAUAUUCUACUUAUUAAUCUACUUGGUUUUGUAUUUCUCCUUCGUCCACAUUGCUUUCUCAGAAAAGACAACUAAAAUUUAACCAAAGUUUAACAUAGUGGUCCUAAGUGGAAAAACACAAGAUUCACAGGAUGCCACUUGACCUUUCUUUGAGGGCUGGUCCAGUUUUUGUCAGACUUUGUAACUUGAAUCUAGUCUUGAGUAAAAUAAAUCUAUGACCUCCAAGUCUCUCCCAAAUUACUCUUGCUCUGAUGAAUCUUCAAGAACUAUCCUGUGGCUCUGACUGAUAUGGCCCAGUGGGUUGGGCAUUGUCCCGAAAACCAAAAGGUCACUGGUUCAAUUCCUGGUCUGGGCAUAUACCUGGGUUGCAGGUCAGGUCCCCAUUUAGAGGCAUGGAGAGGCAACUGACUGAUGUUUCUCUCCCUCUCUUUCUCCUUCUCUUCCCCUCUCUCUAAAAAUAAAUAAAGUCUUUAAAAAAAAAACAAAAACAGAACUGUCCUUGUGAGGAUUUAAUCUGCAGCGGGCAUGGCUUUACUCCUAGCGUUUGUCUGGGAAUUGGGGAACUUUUCUUACCUCUGGGGUGAGCAUGGCUUGCCACCGCUCUUGCGGCCUCUUCCAGUGUUAAUUUUGUGGGAGUUUUAGCUCAUGUUCCUUCGGACCAGUUAGAUUCCUCAGCCUGAGCCACAUACUAGGAAAUAUAAAUUUACUUAUCUAUAAUCUGGCAUCACCACCAUGGUGGAAGAUUUUGAUCCCAGUGUGCGUGGCUGAUUUCCCUGGAUGUAGCACAUAAUCAGGCUUUAUUCAUUUGUUCAAGAGAUUGUAGGCCUUUACCUGCUUCUCAAAAUUCAUUAAAUAUCUGACUUCUUCUCAGGUAGUUGACCCUUCUGUAUACUGGGUCCAGCUGUCUUUCCUUAAUCUAUAGUAAUUAUAUUCACUGCUCUGCUCAGACAUCCCUGUGCUAGUUAAUGUUAGCCUUUUUCAAGAGUUCUUGCUGUCCAAUUUGCCCCCACGUGGCUUCUGUUGCACACUCUGUUGUGUAGGAGUCAUUUGAAGGAGCAUUCUGCUCUGUUUGGGAUAAUCCAUUUUCAGUCUCUUGCUUGUUCUGUCUGGUAUGUGAUGUUAUGAGCCAGUAGAAGAAGCAAGACAGCUGGUCUUCACCGACAGAGGAGUGCCAUUCUCCGUUCCUGAACACUAUCCUGUCAGGAAUUCUACUGGCAGCUUCUCGCCCUCAUUGACCGGCUGGUGUUGGUGGUAGCAGGGAGCACUUUCACUUGGUUGCAUUUACUGGUGCGUGGCAGCGGCCGCUGACAAGACUUGAGUUUAAGAAAUGCAUUGAUGGUGUUGACUCCAUAAACUGGCAUUGAUGGCUGCACACAUGGUUGUUUACAGCCAUCAACCCCAAUGGAAGGAAGACGUGUCUUGGCUGAGGGCUGUGUAUAGUCCAGUGGCCAUUUAUAUUUACUGUUGCUGGGUAAUCAAGUGUUAGCCUGGACCUGCAAACAUUAAGCCACAUCACCUUUUUUCUUCCGGUACUUUCCUCUAAUUUUCUCCUAACAAUCUGGAUGAGAAUCUUGGAGAGUAAACUUGAUAGAUGGCCAUAGUUAAUGUUACUUAGUGCUUAUUCAUGAUUAAUUAAGAUUUGUUACUCUGAGCUCCUCUGAAGUAUAAGUAGCUGAGUAUAAUUUCCAGCCCUAAGUUUCAACUUUAAACUUCUUGAAAGCUGAAUGAUCUUUCUCCAAGGAGUUGAGCUAAGUCUUAGAUCUCCAAAUACACAUUUUAAUUAUUUUUUAACCUUUCCGGACUCAUGUUUACAGACUUCUUUAGCAGUGACGUCUGGUUUUCGAAGAAGAGCUAUUAAGGCAGCAGACUGCAACUGUUCAGGUCCAUGCCCAGGAAAGGAAUAGUUCUGUGUAUGAUCGGUAUGUUAGUUGAGCAUCUCUGGUUGCAGGAUACAGGAGAACUUCAAGAAAUCUAAUGGCUGCAAUGUUUUGAGCUUUUGGAAGCCAGUGAAACCAGGAUGUAGAUCCAGAAAGCCCCAGAUCCCAGGAAGUGCUCUGUCUUCCUCUCUCUUCUCUCCAUGUGUCUAUUUCCUUAUUCCAUCUCUUAGCAUACUAACUGCCUUUACUUCUCAGAUGUACCCUGCUAUAAUGACAGAAUAUGACUACCACUUAGCUCCCAGAUUUAUAUAUUACCAUUCCUACCACAUGAAAAGACUACUGGACUGUCUCUUGUCCUGGAGGAAAGGAUCUGAAUUUAAGUCAGACAUCUGCUCUGUCAUCUGUAAGCUAGCCUGAAGACCAUUGUGGGUGCCCUAAUUCAGUCCGUGAAGAAGCUGUCGGAUGUGAUGAUCCUGACAGUGUUCUGCCUGAGUGUUUUCGCCUUGAUCGGGCUGCAGCUGUUCAUGGGGAAUCUGCGAAACAAGUGUGUUGUGUGGCCCAUAAACUUCAAUGAGAGCUAUCUUGAAAAUGGCACCAGAGGCUUUGAUUGGGAAGAAUAUAUCAACAAUAAAACAAAUUUUUACACAGUUCCUGGCAUGCUAGAACCUCUACUCUGUGGGAACAGUUCUGAUGCUGGGCAAUGCCCAGAGGGAUACCAGUGUAUGAAAGCAGGAAGGAACCCCAACUAUGGUUACACAAGCUUUGACACUUUCAGCUGGGCCUUCUUGGCAUUAUUUCGCCUUAUGACCCAGGACUAUUGGGAAAACUUGUAUCAGUUGACCUUACGAGCAGCUGGGAAAACGUACAUGAUCUUCUUCGUCUUAGUCAUCUUUGUGGGUUCCUUCUAUCUGGUGAACUUGAUCUUGGCUGUGGUGGCCAUGGCUUAUGAAGAACAGAAUCAGGCAACACUGGAAGAGGCAGAGCAAAAAGAGGCUGAAUUCAAAGCAAUGUUGGAACAACUUAAGAAGCAACAGGAAGAGGCACAGGCUGCCGCGAUGGCCACUUCAGCAGGAACCGUCUCAGAAGAUGCCAUAGAGGAAGAAGGCGAAGAAGGGGGAGGUUCCCCUCGGAGCUCAUCUGAAAUUUCUAAACUCAGUUCCAAGAGUGCUAAGGAAAGACGUAACAGGAGAAAGAAGAGGAAGCAGAAGGAACUCUCUGAAGGAGAGGAGAAAGGGGAUCCUGAGAAGGUGUUUAAGUCCGAGUCAGAAGAUGGUAUGAGGAGGAAAGGCUUUCGGCUGCCAGACAACAGAAUAGGGAGGAAAUUUUCCAUCAUGAAUCAGUCACUACUCAGCAUUCCAGGCUCCCCGUUCCUAUCCCGCCACAACAGCAAGAGCAGCAUCUUCAGCUUCAGGGGGCCCGGGCGGUUCCGGGACCCGGGCUCCGAGAACGAGUUUGCGGACGACGAGCACAGCACAGUGGAGGAGAGCGAGGGCCGACGAGACUCGCUGUUCAUCCCGAUCCGGGCCCGCGAGCGCCGCAGCAGCUACAGCGGCUACAGCGGCUACAGCCAGGGCAGCCGCUCCUCUCGCAUCUUCCCCAGCCUGCGGCGCAGUGUGAAGCGCAACAGCACAGUGGACUGCAACGGCGUGGUGUCGCUCAUCGGCGGUCCCGGCACACACAUCGGCGGGCGUCUCUUGCCAGAGGCUACAACUGAAGUGGAAAUUAAGAAGAAAGGUCCUGGAUCUCUCUUAGUUUCCAUGGACCAGCUGGCCUCCUAUGGGCGGAAGGACAGGAUAAACAGUAUCCUGAGUGUUGUUACAAAUACAUUAGUAGAAGAGCUGGAAGAGUCCCAGAGAAAGUGCCCUCCAUGCUGGUAUAAAUUUGCCAAUACUUUCCUCAUCUGGGAGUGCCACCCCUACUGGAUAAAAGUGAAAGAGAUUGUGAACUUGAUUGUUAUGGACCCUUUUGUGGACUUGGCCAUCACCAUCUGCAUUGUCCUGAAUACACUGUUUAUGGCCAUGGAGCACCAUCCUAUGACGCCACAGUUUGAGCAUGUCUUGUCUGUAGGAAAUCUGGUUUUCACUGGAAUUUUCACAGCAGAAAUGUUCCUGAAGCUCAUAGCCAUGGAUCCCUACUAUUAUUUCCAAGAAGGUUGGAACAUUUUUGACGGAUUUAUUGUCUCCCUCAGUUUAAUGGAACUGAGUCUAGCAGAUGUGGAGGGGCUUUCGGUGCUGCGAUCUUUCCGAUUGCUCCGAGUCUUCAAAUUGGCCAAGUCUUGGCCCACCCUGAACAUGCUGAUUAAGAUUAUUGGAAAUUCAGUGGGUGCCCUGGGCAACCUGACCCUGGUGCUGGCCAUUAUUGUCUUCAUCUUUGCUGUGGUGGGGAUGCAGCUCUUUGGGAAGAGCUACAAAGAGUGUGUCUGCAAGAUCAACCAGGACUGUGACCUCCCUCGCUGGCACAUGAAUGAUUUUUUUCAUUCCUUCCUCAUUGUCUUUCGAGUGUUGUGCGGGGAGUGGAUCGAGACCAUGUGGGACUGCAUGGAGGUGGCAGGCCAAGCCAUGUGCCUCAUUGUCUUCAUGAUGGUCAUGGUCAUUGGCAACUUGGUGGUGCUGAACCUGUUUCUGGCCUUGCUCCUGAGCUCCUUCAGUGCAGACAAUCUGGCAGCCACAGACGACGAUGGGGAAAUGAACAACCUGCAGAUCUCAGUGAUCCGUAUCAAGAAGGGUGUGGCUUGGACCAAAGUGAAAGUGCGUGCCUUCAUGCAGGCCCACUUCAAGCAGCGUGAGGCUGAUGAGGUGAAACCACUGGAUGAGCUAUACGAAAAGAAGGCCAACUGCAUUGCCAACCACACUGGUGCAGACAUCCACCGGAACGGCGACUUCCAGAAGAAUGGCAAUGGCACCACCAGUGGCAUUGGCAGCAGUGUGGAGAAGUACAUCAUUGAUGAGGACCACAUGUCCUUUAUCAACAACCCCAACUUAACCGUGCGGGUGCCCAUUGCUGUAGGAGAGUCCGAUUUUGAGAACGUCAACACAGAGGACGUUAGCAGUGAAUCAGAUCCUGAAGGCAGCAAAGAUAAACUGGAUGAUACUAGCUCCUCUGAAGGAAGCACCAUCGAUAUCAAACCAGAAGUAGAAGAAGUCCCUGUGGAACAGCCUGAGGAAUACUUGGAUCCAGACGCUUGCUUCACAGAAGGUUGUGUCCAGCGAUUCAAGUGCUGCCAGGUCAACAUUGAAGAAGGGCUAGGCAAGUCUUGGUGGAUCCUGCGGAAAACCUGCUUCCUCAUUGUGGAGCACAAUUGGUUUGAGACCUUCAUCAUCUUCAUGAUUCUGCUCAGCAGUGGCGCCCUGGCCUUCGAGGACAUCUACAUUGAGCAGAGGAAGACCAUUCGUACCAUCCUGGAGUACGCUGACAAAGUCUUCACCUACAUCUUCAUCCUGGAGAUGUUGCUCAAGUGGACAGCCUAUGGCUUCGUCAAGUUCUUCACCAAUGCCUGGUGCUGGCUGGACUUCCUCAUUGUGGCUGUGGUGGUGAAUGCCUUGGUGGGCGCCAUCCCCUCCAUCAUGAAUGUGCUGCUGGUGUGUCUCAUCUUCUGGCUGAUUUUCAGCAUCAUGGGAGUUAACCUGUUUGCGGGGAAGUACCACUACUGCUUUAAUGAAACGGCUGAAGAGCGAUUUGAAAUUGACAUUGUCAACAAUAAAACUGAUUGUGAAAAGCUCAUGGAGGGGAACAAUACAGAAAUCAGGUGGAAGAACGUGAAGAUCAACUUUGAUAACGUUGGGGCAGGAUAUUUGGCGCUGCUUCAAGUGGCAACCUUCAAAGGCUGGAUGGACAUCAUGUAUGCAGCUGUAGACUCCCGAAAGCCUGAGGAGCAGCCUAAGUAUGAGGACAACAUCUACAUGUACAUCUACUUUGUCAUCUUCAUCAUCUUCGGCUCCUUCUUCACCCUGAACCUGUUCAUUGGUGUCAUCAUUGAUAACUUCAAUCAACAAAAGAAAAAGUUUGGAGGUCAGGACAUCUUCAUGACUGAAGAACAGAAGAAGUACUACAAUGCCAUGAAAAAGCUGGGCUCCAAGAAACCGCAGAAACCCAUUCCCCGCCCCGUGAAUAAAAUCCAAGGUAUCGUCUUUGAUUUUGUCACUCAACAAGCCUUUGACAUCGUUAUCAUGAUGCUCAUCUGCCUUAACAUGGUGACAAUGAUGGUGGAGACAGAUACUCAGAGCAAGCAGAUGGAGAACAUCCUCUACUGGAUUAACCUGGUCUUCGUCAUCUUCUUCACUUGUGAGUGUGUGCUCAAAAUGUUUGCCUUGAGGCACUACUACUUCACCAUUGGCUGGAACAUCUUCGACUUCGUGGUAGUCAUCCUCUCCAUCGUGGGAAUGUUCCUGGCUGAUAUAAUUGAGAAAUACUUUGUUUCCCCAACCCUAUUCCGAGUCAUCCGAUUGGCCCGUAUUGGGCGCAUCUUGCGUCUGAUCAAAGGUGCCAAAGGGAUUCGUACCCUGCUCUUUGCCUUAAUGAUGUCCUUGCCUGCUCUGUUCAACAUCGGCCUUCUGCUCUUCCUGGUCAUGUUCAUCUUCUCCAUCUUUGGGAUGUCCAACUUUGCAUAUGUGAAGCACGAGGCUGGCAUUGACGACAUGUUCAACUUUGAGACCUUUGGCAACAGUAUGAUCUGCCUCUUUCAGAUCACAACCUCGGCUGGGUGGGAUGGCCUGCUGCUGCCCAUCUUAAACCGCCCCCCUGACUGCAGCCUGGAAAAAGAACACCCAGGGAGCAACUUCAAGGGGGACUGCGGAAACCCCUCAGUGGGCAUCUUCUUCUUUGUAAGCUACAUCAUCAUCUCCUUCCUAAUUGUUGUGAACAUGUACAUUGCCAUCAUCUUGGAGAACUUCAGUGUAGCCACAGAGGAAAGUGCAGACCCUCUGAGUGAGGACGACUUUGAGACCUUCUAUGAGAUCUGGGAGAAGUUUGAUCCCGAUGCCACCCAAUUCAUCGAGUACUGUAAGCUGGCAGACUUUGCAGAUGCCUUGGAGCAUCCUCUCCGAGUGCCCAAGCCUAACACCAUAGAGCUCAUUGCCAUGGAUCUGCCCAUGGUCAGCGGGGAUCGUAUCCACUGCUUGGACAUCCUUUUUGCCUUCACCAAGCGGGUCCUGGGAGACAGCGGGGAGCUGGACAUCCUCCGGCAGCAGAUGGAGGAGCGGUUCGUGGCGUCUAAUCCUUCCAAAGUGUCUUACGAGCCGAUCACAACCACGCUGCGGCGCAAGCAGGAAGAGGUGUCGGCAGUGGUCCUGCAGCGUGCCUACCGGGGACAUUUAGCAAGGCGGGGUUUCAUUUGCAAAAAGACAGCUUCCAAUAAGCUGGAGAACGGAGGCACACACCGGGAGAAAAAGGAGAGCACCCCGUCGACAGCCUCCCUCCCAUCCUAUGACAGUGUGACUAAACCUGAGAAGGAGAAGCAGCAGCGGGCAGAGGAAGGGAGAAGGGAAAGAGCCAAAAGACAAAAAGAGGUCAGAGAAUCCAAGUGUUAGAAGAAAGCAAAAAUUAAAUAUUGUACAGUUUAAAACUUGCAAGUGAAAGAUUGUUUACAAACUUCCUGAAUAUUAUCAAUGCAGAACAGCUGUGGAGACACUUUCCCCUGAAGAUCUAUACCAAACGUAGUCUGCUCACCACGUCCCACGGUUGCAUCUCGAGCAGUGACCUGCCUAGGGCAAAGGACCCUGCUCCCUGGACUCACAGAUUUUCUAGUGCUUGGGCAGGUGGUUACUGCAUGUUCCACAUCAGUCAAUGCAACUUAGGACAAAACUAAACAGGAUACAAAAACAGAGGAGAGGCUGCCGGAACCAGCAUAUUUCCGUUGCAGCCAAAUGGAUUUUGUUUUUUUCAUUUUGUUGAUUCUCAGAAGCAGAAAGCAUCACUUUAAAAGUUUGUUUGUUCAUGCAAACUAUAUUUGCAUUCGUACAUUAGUUAAGCUAAGCAGCAAAAAGAAAACACACACAUACUCACAUUUAGCCCAUGUCAUUUAAUUGUCAGUUUCUUUGACAUAAACUGCAUCUUCUCCACAUGGGCUUCACAUGGUUUGGAGAUGGGUGGGGGAAAACAAUCAGGUUUCUUCAGGCUGAGGAGGACUUGCUCAGGCCGAUUCCAAACAUUGUGCUUGUUCAAUGCAUAGAAAUGAUUUGCAUGAUGGCAUGCCGUGAUCAGAAGUCAUGCAUGAGAACCAUACACCACAGGACACUACUGAUCCUCUCCCCUGCCCUGGGUCAGCCUUGGGACAGGACCCAGCCCUGCACCGUUCACUGUAUUUGGAGAAAAAAUGGUAAGAGUUCCACACCCGCUGCAAUUCUUUAUGAAUUGGUAGAAGUCUUUCAUACACCUUCUGGGUAGGAAACACAACCAACCAAUUGAUCACCACCAACAAAUACGAACCCAGUCUGACAAGCAGAUGGAUCCGUCGCGUGUCUAUGUUUAACAGACAUCUCUAACAUACAGCCAUUGUUGCACAUUUUGAAAGAUGAACUGUUUAAUGCUGCUCUGUGUUCCGUACGUGGGGAAACUUUGAUCUCAAAUGGCUUGUAUUAAUGUCACUGUAAAACCAAAUCCUAGGGCUAAAAACAAAAAUCAAAAAAAAGUUCAUUUGUAUUUUGCAAUAUUUAUGAUGAUUGUUUAGCCUUCAUACUGGAGAACUGACACUAAUUUGGGGUAGAGGUAAAAAUGCUAUUCAGAGUAGCAUGUUACCUCUAGGGGGUGAUUUAGGGAACUUAAAACCACCUUUCGUUGGGGGUAAAGGGGUGCUCAUUUCAUUUAGUAUCACGUCCUUUUGCAUUGUGGCUUUCUCUGGGCUCGGGUCCACGUGGAGAGGGCCUCUCUCCUACAGAGGGGCUGUCACAAGCUCGCACACUGCACAGUCCCUCUUGCCUCCAUCACAUUUCCACCAGGCAGGGCUUCCCUGACCCACAGAGGUGGGUGGGGGCAGUGGCACUGGGGCUGGGACUGUGGUUUCUGUCAUUUAUCAUUAGAAUAAGCCGUCACUGGUGGGACCUGAGGUAGAGAUGGAGCCGCCUCUGAACAAGCCCACUUGGUUUCUUUAUUGCACUGGUUCUCGUGAGAAAGUGAUUUAAUAUUAAAUCCUCGAUGUUCCAGCUUCCCCCAGCACGUUUCCUUUCAGCCAGUUUUGCUGUCUGCUUAGCGACCUGCCCAUUGUCAUUGAAGGGUGGCUUUGGGGGGAGCGUCCUAUCUUCCAUUCCAUCUCCUGCUCUGGGGAAGGCAGUUUUUAGUCCAGGGGUUUCUCAUCUGAUGACUAGAUUUCAAAGCCAAGAUGCUGCAGUUGAAUGUGUCAGGAAGUCUAUACAAAGACUGAGGAGAGAUUUUAGCUUGCAAACCAAAUCAAAAUAAAUUCUUCCUGAACCAUACAAUAGAGGGGGAAAAAACAACCCAUAAUCAGACACACCAAUCUGCCUUGCAGUAGAAGCACUUUGGAUGUAUUUUCACCGUCCAUCUGACUAGUUUUGUGUAGAACAAACCACGGCAAGUCAGUAAGCAGAGCUCUGUCUUGUUGGACCAAUAGACGCUGUCCAGCCAUUGUAAGCCUGCUUCUGUGGCAUCACCCGUAGGACUUUCGUACUACACGCGAUCCCGGGGUGGGAAGGCAUCUCUCUCAGUGACGCUGCUAACUGCUAGGACGAGUGUAGAGUAACAUGUACCGGCUACACCGUAAACAGCACAAAACAGAAGCUGACAUGUGUGGUUAUUCUUUUUAAGAGAAUUAUAAAUACUGUAAUAUAUCAUUUUAUUUUAUUGGCAUGCCUUUUUGUAAAUACAAAUUAACUUAUUAAAUAGGAAAUGGCUUCUGGCUUCUGCCAUUGUCAUGUUUAUUUUUAUUUUUUAUACUUUUCUUUCUUCUUAGAACUUAGAUGCUGUCAGCCAAUGUACAUCCCCAAACCAGACAGACAGACAAAAAAUUUUUUAUUGCUAAUGGUCUUUUCCAAAACAACAGCAAAUAGAUAUAUAUAUAUUUUUGUUCCAAUGUGCAAUAAAUUCUAACCACUUCUAUGCAAGAUUUGGCUAAACUUCAUAAUUGUCCUUAGGUCUCUAGACGGGCAACAGAGCUAGGAGACCCGGCCCGGCACCCCGAGUGCUCGUGCUCGCGAUGGCAUCAGGCUACUAUUGACGAGGUUUUUCUGAGAUCUGCCCCUUCUCCCCCAGACCCUGAUCCCUGCCCAGCAGGCCACCCCCUCAAUCGCACACACGUGGGCCUGGGUACCUGACACCCAUCCGCCAGCUUCACAGGGAGGAAGCCUCCUCUACUCUAUUUGAAGUUUCACUUCUAUUUUCUUUUUAACAUUUCCCACCUUCUUCUCCCUGCCCACCACCCCUCGCUCACUCUCGCCCACCCUGCUCCACACUUCUUUGGUAGUAAAUGACACCAUCACCAGCAGUUUACACCCGCAGUUAACAGGCACUGAACUGAGAGAGUCAGUGACGCGCUGCUCUGCGUCCCCCCUGAGUGGGUGAGUGGCAACGCUUUGCCAGAUAGUAAUGAAGCCAAUCAGACAGCAGCAGCAGCCACAGUAUCACUGCACACACACACACACACACAUAUAUAUAUAUAUAGAUCUAUAAAUAGAAUAUAAAUAUAUUUAUUUUUUGUAGCCAGGUCCUUGGUGCAGUAUUUAUAUUCCACAAUCCACCUUUAAAAAAAAAGGACAAAAAGCAAAAAGUCACAUGUGAUGCUGUUAAUUUAAAAUGCAGAGCCAAAGCCACUGAGCAGCAGCUGACACGGUUGCUGGUUUGUGUGAAAAACACUUUCCCCUCUUUCCUUAACCUCCUUGUUGAUUUGGAUGAGGAGCUCCACAAUUUAAAGCAGCAGGCGAGAGCAGGGAAGGCUUCCCGAGUCGGCAUGACCCACUCCCACUCCUCUCCAAAUGAGCCUCUUUUGGCACCAGAAGCUGACCUGGGCGAAAUAAAGAGAAACUCCCAGUCAAAGCUCCUGGAACGACAGUGCCCAGAGUUCUUUUAUUUUUCGCCGCAACCAAUGUAAACUUGUAACAGACCAAUAGUGAAGAUUAGUGUAUUAGUGAAUGCAUGGAGGCCAACACUGCUCUAAAUGAGACAUGACAAAGCGCACAUCACAACUAUAAGCCAAAAAGGAAACAAAAUAAAAAUGACCCUUUUUACUGUACAAGGGAAGCCUGUCUUGGUGUGUGUUUGUUGCUUAUCUGUCCCAAUUCUUGAGUCCUGGGAGGGGUCUGGGAAUUGGGACCUUAGUACCUGUGGUGAAAGGGGAAUGGGAGAGAGAGCGUAGGGUCUCUGGCCAAAUUCUGGCUGAGAAGCAGAGAUUGGAGAGAAAAGCAAGGUCCUGACCGCCCCCAUCCCCAUUCACCCAUUGCAUGUGGCAUUCCUCCCCCUACUGGGCCGGUGCUUAAAGGCCCGUGAAACCCUUUCCUCACCAGGUCGCCUGGCAAAGCCCCCGGAGAUGAUGUCAGCCAACCCAGCUGAGCUGGCCUUACUUAUGCCUUUUUCACCACUGUGUGAAAAAAAAAAAAACCCUGUCCCAAUACCCCAGAGCUUGGGGCACGAUGCCCAACAGCCUCCACUUCGCUAGCUAAUGCCGGGCCUUGCCCUCCAUCACCCCACAGAUAAACCAGCAGACUAGAGCUGGUCUCAUUCACAAUUGUGCAGGGUGAGGAGCACCUCUCCCCUUCCCUCUCCCUGCCCUGCUUUGGGGACAUCCCUCUCUAGGCCAUGUCUCCCGGUCUGGGAAUACUCUCAGGAGGAUUCUGAAGUGCCCACUCUAGUCUACUCCAGUAGCUCCACUCUGGAGAGAGAUGGCUGGUAGGUCAGUCCCCAUCCUCCCCCGGCCCCCAGCCUCCAGGCCUACUGUGGAGGUGAGAUUGCCAUGGGUUAUGACUUUGUGACUUGAGUCAGGGCAUCUUUGGUAAUGAUGCCCCUUUCUUUCCUCAGAUGUUGCCCAAAGUUUUGCAAAAAGCUUCGUUCAUUUUCAGGUACCCCCACCCUGCAAAGAAUUGGCUGCAACUAGCCAGUCAGGGGGACAAUUAGGAGAGAAGAGGAAGUCUGGGUUGGGAGGAGCCCUAGGGUUUGCACAGAGUCUGUGUUGUGACUCAGCUCUAUGCUUUCUUGGAUUCCCUUUCUAGGAUUACCAAGAUUUCCUCUGUUAAAAUGCUCCUGAGGUACCCCCUGCCCCUGUCCCCCACUGCUGUUUGCUGUACAUAGAGGCCAAGUGGGGCGGGUGGGCGGGUAUGCACAUGUGCUGUGUGUGUGUGAAGAAUGUAUAUAGGUAAAGGGGAGCGGGGUCCAGUGGUUCCAGAAAAGGGGCAGAACUCCUGUGUUCAAUCCCCAGCUUAACCACUGGCUCGCUGUGUGGCCUUGGGCAAGUCACUUAACCUCUCUGUGCCUCAGUUUCCCCAUCUGUAAAAUGGGGGUAAUAAUACUGACCUACCUCACAGGGGUGUUGUGAGGCUUUAACUAAAUGUUUUGUAAAGUGUUUUGAGAUACAGAGGCAAAGGCACUAGGGAAGGGCAAAGUAUUAUUUGGACUUAAGGAAGAUGAAAUGGUACCAUAAAUGCUGCUAUUCUGAGAGCCAUUUUAAACUGCACUGCUCCAACCACCCCCGCUUCUCAUCACCAGGACAGCAGGUCGAGAAAAAUAUCUUUCCUUUCACUUGCUUCUGGGGUUUAUGAUUAUUGUAGACACUCAAUUUUUUUCCCUUGCUGUAUCUCCUUCCCUCACCCCCUCGACUUGUUCCCUGUUCCGUUUAUGCGGAAAUGGCGGAAAUGCUUGAGAAAUGAGAAUGUAUAAGUGGAUUGGAAGUUUAUAGUCUGAGAUAUCAAUUUUACUUUGUACUGUACAUCUUUUUACUUUAGAAUUUGCA
Artibeus jamaicensis (Jamaican fruit-eating bat) is the source of this 14254-nucleotide messenger RNA. RefSeq names its product sodium voltage-gated channel alpha subunit 8 (gene SCN8A). The transcript has 21 exons. Gene Ontology annotation, cellular component: voltage-gated sodium channel complex; axon; plasma membrane. Gene Ontology annotation, biological process: sodium ion transmembrane transport; membrane depolarization during action potential; neuronal action potential. Bases 3837 to 8894 code for a protein of 1685 amino acids. The record is from RefSeq and is a predicted model, not a curated record. NCBI's taxonomy places the organism in Eukaryota, Metazoa, Chordata, Mammalia, Chiroptera, Phyllostomidae. Gene Ontology annotation, molecular function: protein binding; voltage-gated sodium channel activity.